UUAUACAUCCGGCGAUUCCCGAAGAUAAUCGACUAUUCCCGUUCAAUACUAAAGUACAAAAGUAAAUAUGGGGUGACAUUGAAGUAAAACAAAACAUUUUGAAAAGAACACAUUCUCUCUUAAACCAUGGCUGAAAAGAAAAAGAGGCACAGAGAAGAAAGUAGUCGGCGCGCGUCACGAAAAGUUAGUUCAAACAUGGUGACAUCUUUAGUGCAUUCAGAAAGAGGAAAACUAAAAAUUGGCAACUACACUUUGGGUAUAACACUUGGACACGGCACAUUUGGCAAAGUCAAGCUUGCAGAGCAUAAGUUGACAGGUCAUAAAGUUGCCAUAAAGAUUUUAAAUCGUCAGAAGAUAAAGAGCUUGGAUGUUGUAGGAAAAAUACGCCGUGAAAUUACAAACUUGAAAUUGUUUCGUCAUCCACAUAUAAUUAAACUCUAUCAAGUUAUCAGCACACCUACAGAUAUAUUUAUGAUAAUGGAGUAUGUAUCUGGUGGUGAGCUGUUUGAGUACAUUUUAAAACAUGGCAAGUCUGAAGAACAUAGUGCAAGAAAAUUUUUUCAACAAAUCAUCUCUGGUGUUGACUAUUGUCACAGGCAUAUGGUUGUUCACAGAGAUCUUAAGCCCGAGAAUUUGCUUCUUGAUGACCAUGGCAAUGUUCGUAUAGCAGAUUUUGGACUGAGCAACAUGAUGCAAGAUGGAGAAUUUCUAAGAACAAGUUGUGGAUCACCAAAUUAUGCUGCACCGGAAGUUAUCUCGGGAAAAUUGUAUGCUGGACCUGAAGUGGAUGUUUGGAGUUGUGGUGUAAUCUUGUAUGCUCUUCUCUGUGGCACGCUUCCCUUUGAUGAUGAUCAUAUCCCAACACUCUUUAGAAAAAUCAAAAGUGGGAUAUUUCACGUUCCAGACCAUUUGAGUUCAAAGGCCGCAGACCUGAUUUCGGCCAUGUUAAACGUAGAUCCAGUAAGGCGUGCAACCAUAAAACAAAUAAGGGAUCAUGAAUGGUUUAAUACAAAUCUACCAGCUUAUUUAUUUACUGAAACAUAUCGUCCUACGACACCAGAUCCUGACGCUAUAUCUCAUAUUUGCGAGAGAUUUGGCGUUACAUACAAUGACGUGUUGUCUGCAAUAAACAGUGAAGAUAGUCAUGAUCAAUUGAGGAUUGCUUAUCAUUUGAUACUGGACAACAGAAACGUGCAGACAGCGUUUAAGCGUCAUAUUGAACCUGAUGUUGAAAUGCUCAAUUUAACCAAUAUGACUGAUGGUAAAAUUGAUCAUGCUGAGUCCAGUUUUGCGAGUAAAUCCACAUCUCACGCUGUCGCUGAACGCAAAAUUUCUGCUGCGAAAGAACUUACGCCAUCAAAGAAACAUCCUUACAUAAAGUUUGCUAGUUCAAAAAAACCAAAAUGGCAUUUAGGAAUUCGUUCGCAAAGUAAACCUCAAGAUAUAAUGGGAGAAGUUUACAAAGCUAUGAUGUCUUUGGGAUAUUCGUGGAAAAUCAUCAACCCGUUUCAUUUGCGUGUCAUUCACGAAAAUAAAAUCACGCAGAAAACGAUCAAGAUAGCAAUCCAGUUGUAUCAAGUAGAUCAACGGAGCUACUUGCUGGAUUUCAAAAGCUUGCCGUCCGAUGGGGAAUCUAUCUCGCCAUCUUCUCGAUCAAGCAGUGUAUCUGUUCACUCCUCGUGCAGUAACCUCAGCAAUCCAAGCGACUCUGGACUCUCAAAUUAUGUUGUUGCUCAUCAUACGAUGGAAUUCUUGGAUAUGUGCGCUGAUUUGAUUAUUGCGUUAGCAUGUUAGUAUUAAAGUAGUACACGCACAAAUAUAUUACCUGUGAUGAGAAUGGGGAAAAUUUUCUAUAUUAUUGACUGCUUUGAAAUACUGUAUGUAGAUUUAUGUAUAGUAGUCGUUGUUUAUGAUGUCGCGCAAAUGAUUAAACAACUUCCACAACUUGGCUCUUGUAAUUUGAAUUAAGGUAUUUUUACUUUUCAUAUUUAUGUUAUUCUGACGUCUAAGGUGAUGAACGAGACAUGAAAGACGUUCAACGUUCUUAAAAUAACUAAGGAAUAGAACACGGUUCUAUUCCUUAAUUAUUUUAGAAAUAUGGUUUGAUUGAAAUUCUCGAUAAUGUAUAACAAGGACUGGUAUUUUAUGUAGUCUUCCUUAAGAUUUGUAAAAACUAUAGAGUAAUUAUUUGUCAAAAACAUCGACCCUUAUAUAGAUGGUAUUUGUGAUGUUAUUUGAAUAGUAUACUCAAUAAAAGUAGAGUGCAGUCACGUCGUUAAAA
This is a messenger RNA of Xenia sp. Carnegie-2017, 2281 nucleotides long. RefSeq names its product 5'-AMP-activated protein kinase catalytic subunit alpha-2-like. Gene Ontology annotation, molecular function: protein serine/threonine kinase activity; ATP binding. Bases 127 to 1794 code for a protein of 555 amino acids. The transcript has 16 exons. The record is from RefSeq and is a predicted model, not a curated record. Lineage: Eukaryota; Metazoa; Cnidaria; Anthozoa; Malacalcyonacea; Xeniidae. Gene Ontology annotation, cellular component: cytoplasm. Gene Ontology annotation, biological process: protein phosphorylation; intracellular signal transduction.